Messenger RNA from Staurois parvus, 1743 nucleotides. The record is from the annotation of a GenBank genome assembly. Lineage: Eukaryota; Metazoa; Chordata; Amphibia; Anura; Ranidae.
AUGGCUUUCCACGUGGAGGGGCUGGUUGCUAUAAUCUUGUUUUAUUUGGCUAUUCUGUUUGUCGGUAUCUGGGCUGCCUGGAGAACUAAGAACUCUCGUGGGGAUGGAGAUCCUCGAGAAGGGAUUAUUGUGGGUGGCAGAGACAUUGGAUUGCUCGUUGGUGCUUUUACUAUGACUGCAACAUGGGUUGGUGGAGGCUAUAUCAAUGGAACAGCAGAAGCCGUGUAUGUGUCAGGCUAUGGGUUGGCUUGGGCUCAAGCACCAAUUGGCUAUUCCCUCAGCCUCAUUGUAGGUGGUCUGUUUUUUGCAAAACCUAUGAGGUCAAAAGGAUAUGUGACAAUGCUGGAUCCUUUCCAGCAGAUAUAUGGAAAACGAAUGGUAGGUUUGAUUUUCAUACCUGCACUGAUGGGAGAAAUGUUCUGGGCCGCUGCCAUCCUCUCUGCUUUAGGUGCCACCAUAAGUGUUAUAGUGGACAUUGACAUCAACAUUUCUGUAGUAGUGUCUGCCUUGAUUGCCACCUUCUAUACUCUUGUUGGUGGACUAUACUCUGUUGCUUAUACGGAUGUUGUUCAACUAUUCUGCAUCUUUGUGGGAUUGUGGAUCAGUGUACCUUUUGCAAUGACUCAUCCCUCAGUUACAGACAUCACAGUGACAGCUGUGGAAGAAGUCUACAAGGAUCCUUGGCUGGGCAGCAUUAGGAGAGAAGAUACCUGGUCUUGGAUUGACAGUUUCUUGCUUCUGAUGCUAGGAGGAAUUCCCUGGCAGGCCUAUUUUCAGAGGGUCUUAUCUGCUUCUUCUGCAACCUAUGCACAAGUGCUCUCUUUCUUAGCUGCUUUUGGUUGUUUGAUAAUGGCAAUUCCUUCGAUUCUAAUUGGAGCCAUUGGAGCCUCCACAGAAUGGAAUCAAACCUUAUAUGGCUUACCUGAUCCAGAGUCCAGAGAAGAAACAGACAUGAUUCUACCCAUUGUACUUCAAUAUUUGUGCCCACCUUACAUCUCCUUCUUUGGACUUGGUGCCGUAUCUGCUGCAGUUAUGUCAUCAGCAGACUCUUCCAUUUUGUCAGCCAGUUCAAUGUUUGCUAGGAAUAUUUACCAACUUUCAUUUAGGCAAAAUGCAUCAGAAAAUGAAAUUGUCUGGGUGAUGCGGACUACUGUGUUUAUAUUUGGAGCUGCUGCCACAGCUAUGGCUUUACUGGCAAAGUCAGUUUAUGGACUUUGGUACCUGAGCUCUGACCUGGUCUACAUUGUUAUCUUCCCACAGCUUCUUUGUGUUCUAUUUAUCAAAGCAACCAACACUUAUGGGUCUGUUGCAGGAUAUGUGCUUGGGCUAUUUCUCAGAAUAAGUGGUGGAGAGCCAUAUCUCCACCUGCAGGCACUUGUCUGUUUCGGAAACUGCUACAUGGACAAGAAUAACAUAAUUCUGCAAAGGUUCCCUUUCAAAACUCUUUCUAUGCUAGUUUCAUUUCUAACAAACAUAGCUAUCUCUUACUUUGCAAAGUAUCUGUUUGAAACAGGAACAUUGCCACCAAAAUUAGAUUUCUUUAAUGCUGUGGUGGCUAAGCACAGUGAAGAAAACAUGGACAAGACAACAUUAGUGAAGAGUGACAAUAUUAAUUUGUCUGAGUUAGCUCCAGUAAAGCCAAGACAAAGCCUGACAUUGGGUGCAACAUUUGUAAAUAAGGAAGCCAUCAGUGACUUGGACUCAAGCCCAGAGUCUCCAGACAUGGAAAACAAGGACCUGUGA